Messenger RNA from Chrysochloris asiatica (Cape golden mole), 792 nucleotides. It is a transcript of the gene SPIB, whose product is annotated as Spi-B transcription factor (Spi-1/PU.1 related). The transcript is spliced from 6 exons. Bases 1 to 792 code for a protein of 263 amino acids. Gene Ontology annotation, cellular component: nucleus. Gene Ontology annotation, biological process: regulation of transcription by RNA polymerase II; cell differentiation. The record is from RefSeq and is a predicted model, not a curated record. Lineage: Eukaryota; Metazoa; Chordata; Mammalia; Afrosoricida; Chrysochloridae. Gene Ontology annotation, molecular function: sequence-specific DNA binding; DNA-binding transcription factor activity, RNA polymerase II-specific.
AUGCUCGCCCUGGAGGCUGCACAGCUCGACGGGCCACACUUCAGCUGUCUGUACUCAGACGGCAUCUUCUAUGACCUGGACAACUGUAAGCACCCCAGUUACCCGGACACAGAGGGGACUCCUGACUCCUUGUGGGGCUGGACCGAGGCUCCACCUGCCCUCUAUGAAACCUUCAACCCCACAUCGUCCACCUUCAGUCAUCCCCAGGCAGUUGCUGCCUGCUAUGGACCAUCCACCUAUAGCCCUGCAGGAGGCCUUGAUCUGGUGCCCAACCUAGAGGCCUUGGGGCCCGGGCUCCCAGUGUACCCCACGGAGGACUUUGCCUGCCAGACCUUGGGUCCCCCGGCGGCAGCCUAUGCCCCGUACCCCAGCCCUGUGCAGUCUGAGGAGGAGGAUUUUGUGCUGAACAGCCCUGCUCUGGAAGUGUCAGACAGCGAGUCCUCGGAUGAGGCCCUCCUAACCGGCAGUGCUGAUGGGAGGGGACCCGACGCAGGAACCCGCAAGAAGCUGCGCUUGUACCAGUUCCUGCUGGGGUUACUGACCCGGGGCGACAUGCGGGAGUGCGUGUGGUGGGUGGAGCCGGGCGCUGGAGUUUUCCAGUUCUCCUCGAAGCACAAGGAGCUGUUGGCGCGGCGCUGGGGCCAGCAAAAGGGCAACCGCAAGCGCAUGACCUACCAGAAGCUGGCGCGCGCCCUGCGCAACUACGCCAAGACCGGAGAGAUCCGCAAGGUCAAGCGCAAACUCACCUACCAAUUUGACAGUGCGCUCCUGCCAGCUACCCGGCGGGCCUGA